Molecule: messenger RNA, 4840 nt
Organism: Schistocerca cancellata (South American locust)
Lineage: Eukaryota; Metazoa; Arthropoda; Insecta; Orthoptera; Acrididae
Product: rho guanine nucleotide exchange factor 17
Exons: 17
Coding region: 283-2682 (799 amino acids)
Biological process (GO): actin cytoskeleton organization
Molecular function (GO): protein binding; guanyl-nucleotide exchange factor activity
Source: RefSeq, a predicted model, not a curated record
ACAAGAACUCAUGUCGCUGUCGAGAUUCUGGAGACGGAGCGAUCUUACGUGGAGUCGCUGCACAUUCUAGUCUUCAAAUACCUGAAGCAGCUGAAGAGUCCGGAAAAUGCUGGUCUGGUCGAUUCCGCGCUGGUGGACGAAAUAUUCUACCAGAUUCCAUCUAUUCUCUCUCACCAUGAGGUGUUUCUGGCUGAGCUUCAGAAGAAGCUAGAUGAUUGGGACCAGCAGCAAACAAUUGGAGAUGUUUUUGUAGAGGCAUUUACAAAACAACAUGUAAUUGAUAUGUACAUAUCAUUCAUAAACAACUGGAAGUCGGCAAAAGAAGCAGUUAAAGCUACAUGCCAGGCAAAACCAGCAUUUGCCAAAUUUCUAGAGGCUAUGGCACGUGAGCAUAAAGGAAAACUUGCUCUGGACUCACUGCUUAUUAUGCCCGUACAAAGGAUACCACGAUAUGAACUGCUUCUUCAAACACUUAUCAAGAACACAGAACAGAGCCAUCCAGACUACAACUUACUGCUGUCAGCACAACGUGAGGUACAUGUCUUGGCUGUGAAAAUCAACUGUACUGAACGAGAAAGUAUGGAAGCAGAACAACAGCAAGCAAUGCUUAGGGAACUGGAAAACGUUAUUGAAGGCUGCUCCAAUAUAUUCACUCCAGAUAGAGUGUUUCUGCGUUUUGAUUUGGUGUCCGUUACUGGAGAUGCAGCUGGCUCUGGCAAUCCAGAGCGUGGAUUGUUUCUUUUUAAUGAUUUACUCAUUAUUACUACAGUUAAGCGCCGCAGUGGUGCUAUCAGGAAGCCUUCAGCCAUCCUCCCAGCAAACCUGAUCCAGCAGUUGGAAGGAAACAAACACAGAAUGGCGAUGAGACUCCUCCUUGAAGAUGUUGAGAUAGUAAAACUUAAAGAUGACAUCUUAAGAGAUUUGGUACGAGAGGUUGAAAAUCUUGCUGAGGAUGCCGUACUUCUGACUCAAAUGGGAGAAAUAGCAGCCCGAUUACACACUGACCAUAAUCUACUUGACGACAUCAUCCGUGAAAUGCUGUGUUAUGUGAACAAGCAAUUGUCUGAACAUAAUGGCAGUGAGUCAAAGCUUUCCCACAUUGAGUUCAUCAUCAGUUCAGAAGGUGCUGCAACUGACUCACUUGUUGUGGUAUUCUCUUCACAAGAUAAGAAAGCAGACUGGGAGGAGGUUUUUAAUGAUGCUAAGCAGAAACUUGUAUUGUCUGCUGAAAGAAGAGGAUCACCAGAGUUUGUUCUACCUCUCCCAAUUCGCAAGACACGGGCUGGCUUGCAGUUCACCUGUGCUGCUCCUACAUUGGGCACAGAUGCUCGAGAUGUUUGGGUAUGCAAUAGUGAUGGGUAUGUUGGCCAAGUGUGUGUCCUAAGUCUCAGCCCAGAACCUACAGUAGUAUCCUGUAAUGGUGUCUGCAACGCACGCAUACUUUGUAUAGCUUCAGUUCCUGCUGUUGACUCAGGUCGUUCUGAUUAUGGAUUUGGACACAGCAACUUUUUCAACAGCAAAUCUGGGAUCAGCAUUUCAGUAGAAGACACUGAUGAGGGGAAUCUUCAUUAUGACAGCAGUUCUUCUAGUGAUGGUGACUAUGAAACAGAGGAGUGUGUUGGGGCAGAUGAAGAACCAAAGAACAAUUCAAUGGAGCCAGUCAGUAUAACAGCAACACCAAGUGAAGUGAGCAUAGCCACAGUGCCUGCCUCAGAGGAUAGUGACAGCAUGCAGCCCACCAUGUGGCUUGGUACCGAAGAUGGCUGCAUCCAUGUCUACAACUGCACUGAUAACAUCAGAAUCAAGAAGAACAAGAUUAAAAUUCAACAUGGCUCAUCAGUACAUUGUAUCAUAUACCUGGACAAUAGAGUUUUUGUGUCCUUAGCAAAUGGAGAUAUCACAGUGUACACUAGAGACUCAAAUGGUGGAUGGAAUACCACUGACCCACUGACAGUUGGUGUUGGGACAGCAGCAAUGCCAGUGACACGAAUGCUGUCCAUUGGAGGAAAGCUUUGGUGUGGUUGUCAUAAUACAAUAAAAAUCCUGAACACUGUUUCACUCAACAUUGAGCAUUCCUUUCAAGUAAACUCUGACAGCAGUCGAUCUGUAACAUGUUUAGCACUGGCAGGAUUUGGUGUUUGGAUUUCCUUACAGAAUUCAGCAGUUGUAAAACUUUUCCAUGCAAUAUCAUAUGAAUGCCUCUGUGAUGUUAAUGUUGCACCUGCAGUAACAAAAAUGCUACAAAGUUGUGAUGACAUUAUCCGGCAACAUAAAGCUGCUUGUCUGAGGGUAACUUCACUGCUUGCGUGUAAAGACAUGCUGUGGAUUGGGACAAGUGCAGGAGUUAUCCUUAAUAUGCGACUCCCACACAUCACUCCUUCUACAACUAAAGUUACCACAGUACCAACAGCAUCAGGAAUGCCACAUGGCCAUACAGGACAUGUACGUUUCCUGACAUGUGUGGAAACUGGCUAUCAGCAUGUCACAAAGGAAUCUUUAAAGCAACAGUCAGGGAUGUUUGUACGUCAGGUUGGGAGGAGCAGAGGUGAAGGCAGCAGUUCAAAAUCAACUCUUCUUGUAAUCUCAGGUGGAGAUGGAUAUGAAGAUUUUCGUACAUCAGGUGUAUCGGAAGUAGCUGGUCGGGAGGACUCUACUAAUCACUUAUUACUGUGGCUUGUAUAAGCUGCAUAUAAUUGCUACUUAUUUACCUGCUCAGACUAGUCUACUUUAAUGUGUACAUUUGUGUUAAAUAACCUGCUGUUACCUGUGGGUAAAGCUUGUGCUAGUCACUCAUUUUGUACAUUAAUGCAGAUCACUGUAAACAUCUCAUUACAUCCCAUAAAGUAUUUAGUUACUUUUAUAAGUAAGUUAUGUCAGCAUUUAGAUUUGAACACAAUGCAUUAUUUAUAUCGAUGAAGAGAUCAUAUGAUUGAAUAAUUGUUAGCUAUAUAAAACUGAUUGACUAGUUACGAUUUUGUUUAUAUGUAAUUAGUCUAUUGGAAAGCAGCUAUGUACAUAUAGUAGUAUCACUUCUGCAAAAGGAAAUGUGAGUUAGCAUUAGUGAUAUGAAUUUGAUACUUCUAUAAGUGAUUCAGUAUUAAUCUCAUUCAGAAAUGUCAGUGUGCAUUAUGAGUAUUUUUUCCAAGACAUUAGGAAGUGUUAUGUUGCUUAAAUGUGACAGUUCUGUUUUUGGAAUAACUGAGUCUGGAAAGCUACACUGUAAUUUGGAAAUAUUUACGCUUUCUGUUAAAAAUAGCAAGAUACCAGAUUUUAUGGUUGUGUGAGAGUCAUUUCAUUUUUGAAAUGGCACUGAUGGUGGUGAUAUGUAGCUCUACUCCAGUUUGUUGAUACUUGUUUUUAAUAAUCAGCAUUUUAUUUUCAUAAUGAAUGAUGCAAACAUCCCAUGAAACUUUAUAUUGUUAAUUGUUAUUGUAUACAUGUAUUUUGUUUAAAAUGAUAUAUUUCUUUAACAUGAUUGUGAUAAGUUACUUUGUGUGUGUGUGUGUGUGUGUGUGUGUGUGUGUGUGUGUGUGUCAGAGAGAGAAGAGGGAGGAAGGAGGAAGAGAGAGAGAGAGAGAGAGAGAGAGAGAAGAGCAAUUCGUGAAAAGGGAAAAAGAAAUGUUAACUGAACAUUGUUACUUAGUUAACUACAUUCUGGCCAUGAUUGAUCUUAAAAGAUCUCUAUAAAACUAAUAAAUUUUUAUAGCAAACUGUAUUCAAAUAAAAAAAAUCUGCUAGCCUUUCUUGUAAUAUAAAAAAGAAAAUAGACUAUGACUGGUAUGUAACACUGCUCAAAGAAUGAUCAUCUAAUAAGACAUUAUUUUACAGACAAGAGGCAAUUGUACAACAACAAAAUUUAUAUCCUACAAGUAUUUAAACAUAUUAAUGUAAAAUACCAGAACUAAAUGGUAUGUGAAAGUCCACAGAAUAAUGUCUAGAAGAUCUAAUUGUCCUGUACUGUAUGUAGAAACGUGAAUACAAUAUUGACAGAAAAAAUGACAUUUAUUUUUCCAAGUUUUCUUAGUACAUGCAUAUUCAUAAUAAUAGACCCUAAGUUAAAAGACAUCAUAAAAUACACAGUAGCUCUAGUAUGAAUUUUAGUCAACAGUUUAAUUCUCAGUGAGUUAUGUUUCACUGUAACGAAAACACUAACAUGGUACACUAGCACACCAGUUGGAUUUACAUGUGUACCUCCAUGUUUGGUUCCUACUUUGUGGAAGUAUAAAAAAAAUCAUUAUUUAUGAAAUUGUUUUAAAAAAUAUUAGUCACAUUAUUUAACUGCAUUAGAAUUAAUUCCAGCUGAAAUGGAACAAAGCAAACAACAUAAUGAAGAAAUAUAUCUGUUAUUAAUAUCAUCAAUAUUGAUCUUGUGUCAAUGUUGUCAUUGUCCUUUUACCAAGAAUCAGAAGUUCAUUUGUUUAUUUUGAGUUAUAGAGAGCCAUUUUAAUACAGUUUUCCUCUUGUGAAUAAUGUUUACAUGUGGCUUGCAAAUGAAAGUGUAACAUGUAUUGAAUCCUGUUUAUUUACAGUAUUUUAUUUACUCAUUUAUUCAUCUUAGACCAUUCAGUACAAAAGUAUCAGACAUGUCAUAAAAUUAUAAAAAUAAUGUACACAUAUAUGCUGUUGUGGAGUUUCUCUUCUUGGCACAUCAGCAUACCACCUAGCUUACACAUUCUUCUCCAAGAUGUCAGCUCAGCAUGCACUUUUUAAUACAUCUAAAAGCAGAGAAAAACUGAAAUGUUAGUCAAAGGGGUUAGCAUCUUAGGUCCUUAAAUGAAAAGGGUUUAAUGAAAACAAAUGACUAAUUAAAAAAUAUUAUCUUAUUUUUACAAUAUUACUA